AUGGUGGCGGUGGCGCGUCAGCAGCAGGAGCUUAACGUCCGCCCGAGGCAAUGGGCGCCCAAGCAGCAUCUUGGAUGCGCCGCUCGGACGGGGAUCCCGGAGCCCAGCCUGGCGCGGCGGCAAGAGAAGUGCAGCAGGGAGCGGGAUGGAGGAGAAUCCAAGGGAAGUUCUGAAGACGCUUUAUGUAGGCGGGAGGAUGGUAGUGGUCACGGAUCGACCAUUGAAAACAAAAUAGAAAUGGAACCAAAGAUGGAAGUAAUAAGGAAAAAUAUAAAGGGUUUAUUUUUGGUGGAUCAAAAUUGUCUGAAAAAAUUUACAAUUCCUAAAAAACCUCCUGAUAAAGAUUUUUUAACAGAGUGCCUUGCUAAUCAGAGGGACUAUAAUGAGAUUAAACAACGUCUGAAUGAAAAUUGCCUUGAUAUACAGUGCCAUUUGGAAUCUUUAUGGAAGUUUCAUAAAAUAGAGAUGGUUCAUAAUAAAGAUUUGGAAGAAGAAUUCAUUGCAAAAAGGACUGAGUUGCGUGAAGAAGGAAAGCAAGAUAAAGAACUCUCUAGCUUUUUAGUUGUCUCUAGAGAUGAAGUGACACAAAUUUGUCAGAAUGGCCUAUGUACCGGUGAUUCCAAAAGAGAAAUAAACAUUAUGAAAGAACUAGGAAAUCCUCAACUUGGAGUUUACUUGUUCCGAUAUGUUGAUAUUGCUUUGAAUUAUGCAUCCAAAUAUUCAUUUCCAGUAGAAAAUAUAAUUAUAUUCAGGGUUCUUUUAGGAAAAGUUAAAAAGGUUCAACCACCUAAAAGCCAAAAGAAAAUUGUACUGGAUCCAACUCCAAAUUUUGAUUGUCAUAUGUCUAGAGUUCAUCCUUCACUUAAGGAUUCUUUGGAGGAUCAGGCUACUGGGUCUUUGGUAUAUUUUUAUGAAUAUAACGAACAUUCAAAACCUGUGGAUAAGCCUAGGCAAUGUCUUCCAUAUGCUGUAAUACAUGUAAAAUCUGUUAAUCAGAAGGGAGGGGCUGACUCCUUCCUAUCAUCUUUGAAGUGUAAACUUAAAAGAUUACCCAAGCACACUGGCGGAGUAAUCCCUUUGGAAAAUUGUACACGGGUGACAAGGAUAGGUAAAAGCCAACUCAUCUACGAACAUUUCAGAAAACCAUUAGAAAUGUGUGUAUCUGGAGAAGUUUCUUCUUUUUCUAAAAGCAUACAGAACUGGAAUGAUUCUGAAGACAAAAUUCAUUGUGAAAAAAAGAAACACAAGCCAGCUACAAGAUGGGAUUUAACACAAACAAAAGCAAAUAUUCCAUGUAAAUCUGGUACGGAAGCCAGCAUAGGUAUCAGAGGUGAACAUGUGGGGGAUGAUAAGAACACUAGUUUAAAAAUAAAUCUGGAAGAUUUUUCUAACUGGGAAGUUGGUUCAAGUACUGUAACUACUUCAAGGUUAAUUAAAGAUCCAAGAUUAACAAGAAGAGAACAGAAUGUGGUAAAGCAAAAUGAAGAACUUAUUAUGAAACCACCUUUUUAUAAUGACACAAGUAUAAGCACAUGCAAACCAAGCCCUGACAAUAUAACAUCUAGCAAAGUCAAGAAGCACAGUCAAGGAGAAAUGGGUAGCCAGUUUCAAGGGGGUGCUAUUUUUUCUUCUGAAAUAGAGCGUUCUAUUCAAUUUGACACCAAAUGCGCUACAAAUAAUUGUACUUCAUCAAAAGCAGAGCAUUGUGGUAAUAAUUUUCGGUCUUCCUGCUGUAAAAAAAUGUAUGCUUCUGAAUGGCCUUCAGAUGAAAUCACAUCGGAGAAUUUUGAACAAAAUAAGCUUCAAACUCUGAAAAUUUUAAAUCUAAAAUCUAAAAACUCCAAAAUAGCUGAAAGCAAUCAAAAAGAUAAGCAAAUAUAUUCAGCAUCUGAAAAAGCAAAAAAAUCCCUAGAUAAUGAUUAUACAAUACACAAUAUCAAAGAAAAAUCUUCCAAAAGAAUUAUCAAUGUAGACAGCCUUGGGUACCAUCCUUCUGAUACCUGUCUAACUGAUGCUAUUAUAAGAGGUCUCAGUGAAAAAAGUCUAUGUCUUUCCAAGCCAGAAUUGUUAAACAGAAAUAAUUUUGAGGAUAGGAUAUGUAUUUCCUUAUUUACUGAAGGACAAAAAAACCGUGAAACAAGCAACACAGGGGAAACAUGCUUUAAUGAAAUACAUGUAAACCAAUUAGAGGAGAAGGUUCCAUGUGGACUAGAAGGCAGAAAGUAUAAAUCUGCAACAGAAACUGCAUUUAAAAAUGCAACAGAAAGCUCAUCAAGCAAAAAGCAAGAGCUUGAUAAGAAGGUUUUGAAGAAACCGGGAGAUAAUAUGAACAAUUAUACAGAAACAUUAAAAAAUUCAGAUACUUUAGAUUUAGAAAGCACAGAUUUAGUUUUUAAUUUGAAUCUUCAAAGAAGCACGUUAAUAGAAACAGAGCUAACAAACAUAGAACAUUGCAAAGGGAAGUUUAAAGAAUUGAAAACAUUGCCUACUAAAAAUGACUUGACAGAUCACAAGAAAAUAAGUCAUACAGUGUUACUCACAUCAGUUCCUAAAUGUUUGGGGAGUAUAGGAAAUACAGAAAUCAAGCAGCCUGAAAAUACAUCUUCAAAUGUCAGUUCUGAUAGCUUUUGUAGUCAAGUUCCUGAAAUGUUUGGGCAAGAUUUAGAGAUGAAAAGUGAUAACAUCCACAGCUUAGACAUGUGUGGUGAGAUUGAAAAUGUACAAGAGUGUAAGAAAGGUCUCCCAGGGUGGCACAAGCCACAUAAUCAUGGAAAUAUUAGUGAAGAGGAUGUCUAUUAUUAUUUACAAGCACGUUUAGAUUGGGAUAAUAUGUUUGGAAAAUCUGGCUCGAACGUAAAUCUUUCAAAAAAUCCAACUUUGAAGGAGAAUAAAGAUAAUUCUUUAUAUAGGGAAAAAUGUGGGAAGGAAAGAGGAACUCAGUUAUUGAAUACAUUUCCAUUCCCUGAUUUACAAAUUACAAUAACCAAUAUAGUCCAGUCAAAAUUAGAAACUAAAAUGGAAAAAUGUACAACUAAAUCUUCAGCACCCCAAAAAUGUAUUAAGUGGUCAAGAGGGGGGGAAAAGAAAAAAUACAAAAAGGAACAGCAAAAUUCCAAACAGUAUCGCAAAAAGAAAGAACUCAACAUACAGUCUUCACCCCAGAUUUCUUCACUAUCCAAGGGACAAUUAAAAAAUACCAAGCAGCCUGAAAAACAUAUUAAGAAUAUUUUAAGUGCCCUUGACAACACUGAAGCCUUGUUAUACAAAACCCAAUGCCCAUCUCAAAAAAUAAUUGGUGCAAUGUUUCACCUAAGAAAAGCUCGGAAGAGUGUUCAGAGUUUAAAAACAGUGACAAAAGCUGGAAGAAAAUCUCCAGACAGUGGAUUCUCGAAAGCAAAAGGCAUCUUACCGAAUGGUGUCUUAGUGUUAGAUGCUUUGGAAACAUUAGAUUGCAGUACAGAUAUAUCUUUGAGCAGCGAUUGUACGAAAAAUAAAGCAAUAAAAACAGUCCCUGAAAAAAUUAUCUUAGAUACUACAGAAAUUAAAAGCAUAGAGCCACUUAGCGCUAAGCCUAUCAUAGGCAACAAAAAAAGAUUUGCUGGGAAAGGACUUUUGGGAAAUACGCAAAAAAAGAAUCAAGAGAAGGUAGUUACAGCCAUGGAAAACAAGCACACUUUGUAUUCUGGCACGAACAGCUGUAGAAGCAAAACAGAUGGAAAUCAAUUUAACUCUUCUUCCUGCCUUAAUACAUUUAGUAAAACAACUGAACAGGAAAUGUAUACUGCAGAGAAUAGGCAUUGUAAAUCAUUGAGCAAGUCAGUUGAACCCCAAAGAAAUAGUAACAGAAUACCAUCUUGUGGUGAUCUGCUAUCUCCUACAUCUCUUGAAGAUAAUAAUUUGUGCCAAUCAUCUCACCGUUGUGUAUUACAGAAACCUGAAGAGGAAAAUAUAAAGGAAAGAGAACUACCAGAAACCAUGACUGACUCUGCAACUGAAAAACUAGAUAUAAUCUAUGGCACUCCUCUGAAGUCAUUAAAUAACCUAGAUUUAAGGCAAAAAAACUUGAAACAAAUAAAUCAUAUCAUACUUAGGGAAUCCACAUGCACACAGACUUCCCCAGGUAAUACUGAUAACUGUGACCAGCUUCAUUUUAAUUCUCCACUAACUGCAGUUUAUCAUACCAUGCCUGAUAAAACAAACAAACCCUUCACUAGCACUGAGGCCAAGCAAAAUGAACACUAUUUUUCAAGCACCUCUUCUAAUUAUUGCAGAGAUUUCAGCAAUCACAUCAAACUUUCCAAAAUAGGAAUUGGUCCAAAAUCCUGUGAUUUCAGCUCUAAAAUAUCAGAGAUCUUACAAAAGGCAGAUAAAACUUCAUCUCUGAAUAUACUGCACGAACAGGUUUCAUAUUGUAAAAGUGCUCUUCCUUGGUUCAUUACAGCUUUUGAAAAAAAGCAAGGUUGUUCUUUUGAGCAUGCUCUGAUUUCUAGGGAAAUACUUGGAAGCUCUAAUGGAAAUACGCAGGUGAGUCAGAAAUUAAAACCUUGUGCUAUAGAAGCAUUAGUUGAGCUGCAAAUUAUAAUGGAAACAAUGGAGUUUAUCGAGAAUAAGAAAAGAUUUUUAAAAGGUGAACCAACUUUUCGAAGUUUGCUUUGGUAUGAUGAUUCACUGCAUAGUGAAUUGUUUGGUGGGCAUUCAGGUUAUCAACAGCAAUCAAAUUUAUAUCCUGCUUUUCAGAUGAGAUUAAAAUACAAUGCCCUUAAUGAGUUACAAAUCUACCACAAGCAGUUAAUGGAAGCUUUUGAAAACACUAUCUCUGAGAAUAAUUCUUAUUAUUGCUUGUUGAAAUUAAGGCGAGAAAUAGAGGAAUGUGAAUCAAUAAUGAAACAGAAUUCCAAUUUAUCUGAUUUUUUUUUAUCUGUGCCUUUUACUUGUGGAGCUAACUUUGGAGAUUCUAUUGAAGACCUAGAAAAUUCAAGAAAAAAUACAAUGGAUUUAAUAAAUAUAUCUAAAAGCCUUCCAGGCAUGAAUUUGAGUGCUGAAAAAGAUAAUCAUCUCUGGAUUAUUAUUGAGAUUAUUGGUAAAAAAAGAGAAUUUGUGAAGACUUGUACCAAUGAAGAGUUUAAUCUUAAAACUUCAUUAUUUGGUCUGGAACAUAUAUUUUUUGACGCUGCUAAAAAACUUGCAUGGCCAGAAAGAAAUAUAUCUUUAAAUAACAAUUCAAAGGAUGAGAAAGAAGUCCUCCAAAUAUAUGAAAUUGCUGUGGUUAAGCUCUUUGAUAUUUAUGAGCGUAUGAUGGAAGAUUCUGGAUGUGGAAACGAUAAUAGAACUUUUGGAGGAAAUACUGAAGAAUGUAAAGAAAACUCUUGUAACAGUAAAGCUGUUUGCUCUCAACAAAAUGCAAAUUGCUUCAUUGAAAAGGCUGUAACUUUACAAGACACUUGCAAUAUAAGUGAAAUCUUGGAUGAAGCACAGUCUGCCGAUAUUGAAAGACUGCAAGAGCUCAUGGGCAAAUGUACAGUGCACAUGGAAAUUCUGAAAAAGUGUUUUCAGAUUUUACAAGAAGAGGAUGUAACCAUACUGAUAACCCAAGAAAAUAUAUUGAACUUCAUGAAGGAUGGAGGAAUUAAUCCUGUCAUUCUGAAGCCAGAAGCUAUCGAAAUAUAUACUGAAUUGACAAUGAUGUAUGAAACUAUUUUUUUUCUGAAAAACUCAAUAGCAAAACAAGGAGAUAAUCCACGAUUUCGUAGUUUACUAUGGUUUGAUUUAUCACUUCUACCCGAACUUUUCCAGUGCCAAGAAAAAAUGGCAUUCCUGUCUUAUCGGAAAGAUAAGCUUUUAGAAACUGUGGAGGCUUCCAUAUUUGAACUUCAGGAGGAGAUGAGCUUUAUUUAUGACUAUACAGAAACCUUAAAUUGCUCAUAUGCGCUUCAUCUUCUCACAAGAGAACUUGCAGAACUUUCAGAAACAAGGAAAAUGUUAGAAACAUCUAAGUCGCCUGUCUCCAUGUGUGUAGACUUGGAGCCACAUGCUAUGGGUUUAAAUUAUGGAAGUACAGUUUCUGAAUUAGACCUUAACUAUAACCAGUUUUCUUUACUUCUCGAAAGAUUGAUGUUGUCCAAAAAGAAAGAUGUAGGAAAAAUGGCUCACAUUAUGAAGGUGAUGAAAACCAUUGCGCAUAUGAAGUUUAUCUGUUCUGAACAGGGGAAAUCACCUCUUCCUGUUGUUAUACAUCAAAUGCUUAAAAACGGGAGAAAAACUUGUCGGUUGAAACGGCAGCUUGUGGGACCACAGUUGGAUCACGGUGGCCAAAAUCUUCAGGCUUCCCAAAUCCUACACAAAAGAUCAUUUAAUGUAACUUUAGAAGAUGAGCCCUGCCCAUCGGAAGGAAAAAAUGAUGUCUCACAUAACAAAAAGAAAAAGGUAGCUGCUUCAUUGAAGACAACUACCAAGAUAGAUGAAAAAGAAGUCAACAGAAACGUGAGAAACAAUGGAAAGUGUAAACCCUCAGGAGGUGGACAACAGUUAAAAACUCCACUGGAAACCCAAUAUAGAAACAAUAGGAAUUUGAGAGAGAGAACACCAAUCAUAUAUUCACAAUUAAAAGCUGCUUAUCCUUGUGAACUUAUUCAUGCUUCACCAAAUACCUCAGAACUGAAAUUGAAUAAUGCAGAUGUAUCUCCAGUGAAAGUUCAGAGAUCUCCUGAAGAAGCUAUUAGCUCAGUGGAAAAAUUAGGUGAAGGUGAUUUUGUACUGGCCACAAAAAAUGCACAGCAAAAUUUAAAAUUGGGUGGUUUUCAAAAUUAUUCAAAUGUAGAGUCUGAAUGCAGCAUGGACAUCAGUUUAUCCCCAGACAAUAGUGCAAAUAGUGAAAAAUCUGAAAUUUCCAAAUGCCCACCCGUAUAUAACUCAGAAUCCUCAAUGGUGACAGAAUUAAAUAAAUUCAUGGAACAGCAAAAUUCCCAAUCUGAACCUUUCAGUGACAAUAUCCAAAAUUCUGAUGAAUGGUCUGCUAUUAGUCAAAAUGAAUAUUUUGAGGGAACAUCAAUGCACAUUUAUGGGACUGUCUAUCCUUACUAUUCAUGGUAUCAAACUAGUAAUUCCCACUUAGUAACUCAUACUUACCAAGAAUUAAAUUCCCAUGAAAUAUAUCCACUUAAUACCUCAGUGUCUGCAACUGCAUGUACAGUGAACACUGCAUAUUCCAGUAGGUUUCACACAGAGACUAUUAGUCACUUUAGUGUUAGAGAAUCACAAAAUUUUAAUAUUGCACAGGCCUAUCCACUGUACCAGUACUUCAGUUCCAUAGCAGGCUAUCCAUAUAGUUAUCAGCAGCAGCAAACUUGGUAUGAAGAAAAUUGGCCUUUGUCACAUACUGUUUUUCCAUAUCCUCCUGCUAUUGAUUUGUGAAACAAUGCCAUUUCAGAGGUGGUAUUCAGCAGUUUCUGACUAGUUCUAGAGAACUGGUAGAGGAAAUUUUGGCAAAUACCACCUCUGACUGGAGAUUUUAUAGGAUCCUUCCCUGCCAUGCCCACCAAGUCAUGCCCGCAGAACUGGCAGUAAAAAAAAUUCAAUCCUGCGAUUGUGCCAUUUCAAUAAAUAUUAAAUCACCAAUAUUUCUGGAGGUAAUAUUUUUUGAAUGACAAUGAUUGUUAGUAUCUUUUUUGUCUGACAAAAUACAGUUUCAGUUAAGACACAGGGAUGGUGAAUUGCUUUUGAGCUUCUUAGGUUUCCUCUUGCAUAUUAACACAGCCAUGACUGUAUGGAAGAAAUAGUAUGACCCGAUAUAUUAAAUUUAUUUGCUGCCUAUCUCACCAUGGGGCUAUUCUGGGUGGCUUAACAACAACAAAAAAGAAGAAAUGUGUCAGGUCCCAUAGAUCUUUAUUUGGAUGCUGCCAUUCUGGUGGGGAGGGGGCCUGGAGGCGUUCCUCAGUUUAUACCUUUCUUCCUGGUGCCUAUCCUGUGCUUUAAUUUACCUUCCUGGAAACAGGGGGGGGGGGGGCAUCUGUUUUGUCUCAGCUCCAGAGCCUCCAGCAAGCAGUGCCUGAGAACAGCUUCUUAUCAACUUCUCAGCCUGCAGUUAUCAAAACAUCUUUGUACCUGCAGACUGGCUUAUUUGACACCAAGCUGAGGGGAGGGGUCUCUAACUAUUUUAAUCUAGCGGAAUUGCGCAGAAAUCCUCAGAUCCUGCUUUCUUUGU
Messenger RNA from Pseudonaja textilis, 8200 nucleotides. It is a transcript of the gene TEX15, whose product is annotated as testis expressed 15, meiosis and synapsis associated. Gene Ontology annotation, cellular component: nucleus. Lineage: Eukaryota; Metazoa; Chordata; Lepidosauria; Squamata; Elapidae. Gene Ontology annotation, biological process: homologous chromosome pairing at meiosis; regulation of double-strand break repair via homologous recombination; synaptonemal complex assembly. The record is from RefSeq and is a predicted model, not a curated record.